UUGCGUUGCUGGCAGAGGGCGAAGGUGGUGUCGCCAGUGGAGGGAUGAGAAGAAUGAACAAAGUGGGGAGGAGAGAGGGUGAAAGGAGAAAAUAAGGAGAGGUGUUGUGAGGGAGAGGAGAUGAUGAGAGUUUUGUGUUAAAAUAUGGUAAUUCAUUUUUUAUAUUUUAUGGAAUUACCAUGUUUGAAACUUUUUUUUUAAUAAAUCACCAUAUUUUGUGGCUUUUUUUUAUCCAUAAAUAUAGAAACUACUUUUUUUUAUAUUUAUGUAAACUUCUCAAAGAGAAAUUAAAAGAAUUAUCCCACUACUUACCCAAAAUUUGAUAGGAGCCAUUCAAUAAGUGAUUUUCUUAAGGACUAUCGUUUUCUAUAUUUAAUACUUUUUGUUUUUAAAUACUUCCAUAAAAAAUAUUUAUUGUUAUACUUAAAUUAAAUUAUAAUCAAACUGUUAAAUUAAUUUAUCUAUAUCAACAGUUCGAACCCCCUCACUUUUCCUGAUUUUAUAUUUUAUUUUAUUUUUUCAUUUUUCUUUUCCGUCGUUUUCAGGAAAGCUUGUCGUUUUUCUGUAACUGAAGUUUGGUUGCCCAUGACAUGCGGCCUUUGUGUAUGAAAUGAUCGAUAUGACUCCCAAGCCCUUGUGUUGGAGAGAAAACGUUUGUAGUGGAUGAAGAAGUUAAGUACAGCGAAUGUCACUGUAUACUGCCAUGACUAGGAGAUGUCUCCUACUUUUGGAGAGAUGCAAGAACAUGCAAGACCUGAAGCAAGCCCAUGCAUCAAUCGUCACCACCGGUCUUGGCAGUAAUAGCUUUGCUCUGAGCAGAGUCUUGGAGUUUUGCUCAAACCCACAUCAUGGUAACCCUUUUCAUGCUUGGAAAAUUUUCCAACACAUUCACAAGCCCACCAUUUGCAUUUGGAAUACCAUCUUGAAAGCUUUCUUACUCCACAAUGAACUCAUUCAAACUAUACUUGUAUAUAGAAACUUGUUACAGAGUGGGAUAGCCCCAGACAAUUAUACUCUUCCGUAUGUGUUAAAGGCUUGUUCUAGGCUAAAAAGUGUUCGUCUUGGGGAUUCGGUUCAUGGGUAUGGCAUGAAAUUGGGUCUAGUGUUUGAUAUAUUUGUGGGCAACUCUUUAAUUGUCAUGUACAGUGAGUUUCGUAACAUGGAAGGUGCACGGUACGUGUUUGAUGAAAUGCCUAAUCUUAGUGUGGUUUCAUGGACGGUCAUGAUUUCAGGGUAUGCAAAAGUAGGGGAAGUUGACAAUGCGAGACUGUUCUUUGAUGUGGCGCCGGUGAGAGAUAGAGGGAUAUGGGGAGCAAUGAUUUCAGGGUAUGUUCAGAACGCUUGUUUUAAGGAAGGUCUUUACUUGUUUCGUGUACUGCAGCUCAGGGAUAUAGAGCCUGAUGAGGCCAUCUUUGUCAGUAUUCUUUGUGGUUGUGCUCAUUUGGGAGCUCUCGAUGUUGGGAUUUGGAUUCACAGGUAUUUGGAUCGUCUUGGAUUGCCCUUGAGCAUUCGAUUGGGUACCAGUCUUAUAGACAUGUAUGCUAAGUGUGGGAAUUUGGAUUUAGCUAAGAGGAUUUUUUAUGAGAUGCCACAGAAAGACACCGUUUGCUGGAAUGCUAUGAUUUCGGCCAUGGCAAUCAAUGGAGAUGGAGAAACUGCACUCGAACUAUUUCGAGAUAUGGAAAAGACAGGUGUGCCACCAGACGACAUCACCUUCAUCGCCAUUUUUACUGCCUGUAGUUAUUCAGGUAUGACAUAUAUAGGCCUGCUGAUGUUUGAAAAAAUGCUUGGAGUGUACAGAAUUGAACCCAAAACUGAGCACUACGGAUGUAUAGUAGAUCUUCUUAGUCGAGCAGGGUUUUUUGAAGAAGCAAAACAAAUAGUUCAAAGAGUGAUAAUUUCAAGUAACCCCUCUGAAGAGGAAGUAGCUUGGAGGGCGUUUCUUAGUGCUUGCUGUACUCACGGGCAGGCUCAACUAGCUGAGCUUGCCUUUGGGAAGCUCUCGGAGUUGGAGUGCGGAAGUGGGCUUUAUGUUCUACUCUCAAAUUUAUACGCUUCUGCUGGAAAAGAUGCUGAUGCUGGAAGAGUGAGGAAGCUGAUGAAACAUAGAGGAGUUGAAAAGGUACCGGGAUGUAGCUUGAUCGAGAUCAAUGGUGGAGUUCAUGAGUUUAUUGCAGGAGAAAAGAUACACCCGCAGAUGGAAGACAUUCACUCGGUUUUGGAGAAGUUAAACAAGCACUUAAUUAUUCAGGGUACAUCACAUACUCAACUCUAAGGACAUCAUACAUACCAUUGUACAAACAGGUGUGGUCCACACUCGUUUUGAAUCGAGGAGUAUUUU
Messenger RNA from Humulus lupulus (European hop), 2341 nucleotides. Its product is annotated as pentatricopeptide repeat-containing protein At2g20540-like. Gene Ontology annotation, molecular function: protein binding; RNA binding. Gene Ontology annotation, biological process: RNA modification. The transcript has a single exon. Lineage: Eukaryota; Viridiplantae; Streptophyta; Magnoliopsida; Rosales; Cannabaceae. The record is from RefSeq and is a predicted model, not a curated record. Bases 686 to 2275 code for a protein of 529 amino acids.